UGCCCCGCAACCCAUAAUUAACCAGGAAACCUCCAUCUAUAAUCGUACUUCGGCGUAGUAUCUGCUAGGACUUCGACUGCUCACCAUUGCUUUGAAAUUCUGAGGCGACAAAGCCGGCGACGAUUGUAAUCGCACUAACCACGCACCAAUCACGCUUUGCAAGUUUGCUGCAGACCUACUCCGUCAAGUGACCAGACGGACACGCAGCGAGCAUGUCCUCAAGCGCGGGAGUCAAGAGGCCCAGGACGCAGUCGCUUCCUCCGCCAUCGCUGCCGCAGCUUACUGCUGAGCAAAAGACUCCAAUUGCUCCGAACGACAAGGACACACAGCGCCUGAUAGUUGUCUUGUCAAAUGCUAGUCUCGAGACGUACAAGGCCUCCCAUGGAGGGUCGAGUCGCACUGGCAUGCAUCGCGAAGACAAGUACUCGUUGCUCAACAGUGAUGAGCACAUUGGUGUCCUUCGCAAGAUGAAUCGGGACAUUAGUGAUGCCCGGCCAGAUAUCACCCAUCAGUGCUUGUUAACAUUGCUUGAUUCCCCGAUCAACAAGGCUGGUCUGCUGCAGAUAUACAUCCACACCGCCAAGGGCGUCUUGAUCGAAGUUUCCCCAUCAGUCCGCAUCCCACGAACGUUCAAGCGGUUCGCCGGUCUCAUGGUGCAGCUCCUACACAGGCUAUCGAUACGAUCUACCAACUCGAACGAGAAGCUUCUUCGCGUCAUUCCCAACCCCAUCACCGACCACCUACCUCCGAACUGCCGAAAGGUGACGCUGAGUUUUGACUCGGAGCUCGUUCGUUGCCGCGACUACAUCGAGUCACUGAAACCAAAGGAGAGCAUUUGCGUCUUCGUUGGUGCCAUGGCCAAGGGUACCGAUACAUUUGCGGACUCCAUGGUUGAUGAGAAAAUCUCCAUUAGCCAAUACUCGCUCUCUGCGAGUGUGGCUUGUAGCAAAUUCUGUCAUGCCGUUGAGGACGUUUGGGAUGUGCUCUAAUUGAUCAUACAGGAUGGGUCAAACGGGUCCUUCUAGCGUAUCCGGACGCCAUGUGGUCUGAGCGCGAAGGGCCUCUGGGAAUUUGAGAGACAAGAUGGCCAUGGGCAGGAAGACA
Messenger RNA from Emericellopsis atlantica, 1104 nucleotides. Its product is annotated as EMG1/NEP1 methyltransferase. Bases 213 to 989 code for a protein of 258 amino acids. Gene Ontology annotation, cellular component: nucleolus; small-subunit processome. The transcript is spliced from 5 exons. The record is from RefSeq and is a predicted model, not a curated record. Gene Ontology annotation, biological process: rRNA base methylation. Gene Ontology annotation, molecular function: rRNA (pseudouridine) methyltransferase activity; rRNA binding. NCBI's taxonomy places the organism in Eukaryota, Fungi, Ascomycota, Sordariomycetes, Hypocreales, Bionectriaceae.